AUGUCGGACUCUGUAGAUCGGGUCUUCGUUCAUGCCCUCAACACCGUUAAGAGAAUACCCCGGAGCGGCACCGCCAGACCCCCGUCCGCCGAGCGGCUUAAGCUUUAUGGCUUGUAUAAACAGAGCAUGGAGGGGGAUGUCGAAGGCGUCAUGGACCGACCGAUAGGCAAUACACCCGAAGUGCACUCCGAGUGCGAGAAGUGGGAUGCAUGGUACGCGCAGCGCGACCUCUCGCGCACCGAAGCAAAACGCCGAUACAUAUCCACGCUAAUCGACACAAUGCACCAAUACGCAUCGCACACCUCCGAAGCCCGCGAACUCGUCGCCGAACUCGAGUUCGUCUGGGACCAGAUCAAAUUCAACGUCUCCUCUUCCUCCUCCUCAAGUCCCCUCAACACAGUAGGCGUUCCGCCUCUAUCGCGCAGCGCGUAUGGGAGUAUCGGUGGUCGAUUAGCGGAUGAAUACGAACGGCCGCUUCGCGAUAGUCGGGACUCGCGAUUACGGGUCUUGAGUCCGGUUAGCCAGCCUGAAGAUCGAAGUGAUAUUGAUCAGGAAGAUGAGGAUGAAGACGAAUUCGAAGAAGCUCGUGAUAGUCUGUACGAGCAGGACGAGGCGGAUAAUAGUACGACUACACAUACUGACGUCUCGCCGAAACAUACUCGUCGUCCGACUUUGGGGAGUAUAGCCAGUAGUGGUGCUGGCCUGCGGUCUCAUUCGAAUGCUCAUUCGAAUUCACAUUCUGGGCUUCCUGGGCCGAAAGAUGGGCGAUGGCGUCGGCGUGUCGAGCAAGCUCUUACGAAGAUGACGGCGGAGAUUGCGGCUGUGCGUGAGCAGAUGGAGACGCGGAGUGUUGCGCAGCGACGUCGAAAUGGCCUUUGGGCUUGGGUGAAGUGGAUGGUUUGGGUUGCUGUUAGGCAGAUCCUGGUCGAUAUUGCUAUGCUGGGCAUGCUAUUGAUCUGGAUGCGCAUUCGGGGGGAUCGGAGGGUUGAAGACCGUCUGAAGACCGGAUGGGCUGCUGUUAAAGCCAGGUUGGGGCGAGUCAGGGGGAUUGGUUUCAGAAGGGUGGAUUUGCCUAUCUUGCCUUGA
This is a messenger RNA of Penicillium brevicompactum, 1086 nucleotides long. RefSeq names its product acyl-CoA-binding domain-containing protein. Gene Ontology annotation, biological process: fatty acid metabolic process. Gene Ontology annotation, molecular function: fatty-acyl-CoA binding. NCBI's taxonomy places the organism in Eukaryota, Fungi, Ascomycota, Eurotiomycetes, Eurotiales, Aspergillaceae. The transcript is spliced from 4 exons. The record is from RefSeq and is a predicted model, not a curated record. Bases 1 to 1086 code for a protein of 361 amino acids.